UACAAAAAAUACUACCUUCCAAAUUUAAACAGAGAGCAACAACUUCACAUUCAUUCUAUACAUACACGUGUCUGUAUGUAUACACAUUAACCAUUCUUUCAAUUUCUUCCCAUCCAUCAUCAAUGGCAGCUUCAAGGAGCUAUUUCGCCACGGCAAACUAUCGUUUCCUCUCCACCGAGCCAGACCUUGCGAUGACUCCUGAUUCGGUGUUCGAGUUCGACGAAUCAGACGUGUGGAACUCAUCGACGGUUUCUCGGUCACCGGAAUUUCAUAAGAAAUCUCCGAGUUCAAGGAUCUCGAGGAAGCAGCGCGAAACGAAGAGCUACCGAAAAUGUUCCGGCGCGACGGCGACAGCGACAGCGACGACGACUGCGGCGUCGUUGCCGGUGAAUGUACCGGACUGGUCGAAGAUACUGAAGGAUGAGUACAGAGAGUACGGAAGGAGAGAUAGUGAUGAUGAUUUAGACGACGAUGAUUUGGAUAAUCGGAUUCCGCCUCACGAGUUUUUGGCGAAGCAGUUAGAAAGGACACGAAUUGCAUCGUUUUCCGUGCACGAAGGAGUUGGGCGGACUCUCAAAGGGAGAGAUCUGAGUAGAGUCAGAAAUGCUAUAUGGGAGAAAACUGGAUUCCAGGAUUGAUCCUUUUUAUUCAAAUCUUAACUAUUUUGAUCCUUUUCUUUUUUUUUUACUU
Messenger RNA from Solanum verrucosum, 690 nucleotides. RefSeq lists its product as uncharacterized. Bases 123 to 638 code for a protein of 171 amino acids. The record is from RefSeq and is a predicted model, not a curated record. Lineage: Eukaryota; Viridiplantae; Streptophyta; Magnoliopsida; Solanales; Solanaceae. The transcript has a single exon.